This is a messenger RNA of Ostrea edulis (European flat oyster), 7771 nucleotides long. Its product is annotated as inactive histone-lysine N-methyltransferase 2E-like. Gene Ontology annotation, molecular function: protein binding. The record is from RefSeq and is a predicted model, not a curated record. NCBI's taxonomy places the organism in Eukaryota, Metazoa, Mollusca, Bivalvia, Ostreida, Ostreidae. The coding region runs from base 437 to 6481 and encodes 2014 amino acids. The transcript has 29 exons.
ACAGUACACAAAUAUUAGCCCCUUAACAUAACAGUUUUAAUGGCUGCCACUGGAUAGUGCUAUAGCCGAUUAAGAAUUGAAACAGGUAUAUAUUCAUGGUGUCAUUGUCAUUUACGUUAUGACAUGGAUUUCGAAGCAAUCCUUCAUAAGCAAUCUUUCAAAAUAAGAUGUUACUGAGGUGUAUGCAGUCUAUUUAUUGGAAAUAUUCAAUCAAAAUUCGGUUGUAAACAACACAAUUUCUGAUUGUUUGACGUUCCCGAGGUUUUGGAAUUUUAUGAUUUUUGUGCAAGACGUUCUCAAAGGCAUUAUAUGGUACCCGUGAUUCAAAAAUAGAUUAUUGGUUAAUAUUUUUGAAGGUAUAGAACCAUGCAAUUAUGGCCUCGAUAAAGACAGAAGUUUGGUGUGGGCUCUAUCUGAUGGAUUUGCCGAUGUCAAGAUGAGCCACUACAUGCCGAGGUCAGGAGUUGUCCAUGAUGUAGGACACAGUGAAAACCAAGUCCCUGGACACCAGGAAGAUGAGGGAGACUCCGGACUUGACGACAAAGAACCUGCCCCACCGGCCCCUCAUUCUUACCCUGGUUGCUUCGGACUGCCGUAUCAGGACCAUAACUACGGAGCGCCCCGUCCGCCUACUCCUCCCCCCUCACCUCCGCAACCCCCACAGCAGAUGCUGAUGCCACCCCUGGCUGCCCUCAUCCCAGAAAAAGGCCACAUAGAGGUGGAGGAUGUGGGCAGUAGUGCAGGACUCCCCAUCACGCCGCCGGAACUGGUCCCUCCCAAAGAGGCUGAAGACGACAGUGUCACAAGGUGUAUCUGUGACUUUAUACAUGACGACGGGUACAUGAUCUGCUGUGACAAAUGCAGUGUGUGGCAGCACAUUGAUUGUAUGGGUGUGGACAGGAACAACAUCCCAGAUUCCUAUUUCUGUGAACUUUGCGAGCCCCGUUCACUGGACCGAGAGAGAGCCCGACUCAUUCAGCUUAAGAAGAAGGAGUUCUUGGAUACUCUGACAGACUCCAGUGCUACUGAUACAGACCCUGAGGAGGAAGCCAACCGACAGUUAUCACAACAACAACAGGGAGAGGUGGAUCUAGCGGGGGCCAAGAAACUCAAGACGAAGAAACAGCGGAACAAGUCUGGCAACAACAACUCCAACAGCGGCAGUAAACUGUCUGACAUCAAACAGCGCAAAAACAACAAAAAGGAGAGACGAGACGUCAAGAAGGAGAAGGAAAAUAAAGACGCAAACAAGAAACUUCUGAGUCAGAGGGUUUUAAACAAAGAUGCGCCUGCUGGUUUGAAAGCAAAGAAAAUGAAGCUGGACAAGAACAAGAAGCCUGGCUUGACGUUAGUGAUUAAUGAGAACUCCCAGCAGGAUCCAUGGGACAGUUCCUUUAGCCCCUGGGUUGACAAGUAUGAAGAAGUGUAUGAGAACUUGUACUCUCAAGAUAUCCUCAACUCAUUUCUGGCCAAGAAAAUUAAUGGUGUAUAUCCUCCGGACACUAAAGGACUGGACGUUACUCCGCAGGGCCAGUUAUGUCAUGUAACAGAGGUCAAUAAGAAUCGCAAGGGAUUGGAAGCAUCAGAAACAAUAGGAGAAGGGGAGGCUGUAAUUGAGUAUGUGGGACAAGUCAUGUACAGGGACCAGUUUAACCGAGAUAACUUUUAUAAACAAUUGAAUCCCUUUGUUUUAUUCUACUCGAAGUAUGAUGAUAUGGAUAUCUGUGUUGAUGCUACAUCAUAUGGCAAUAUUGCUCGCUUUAUUAGACGAUCCUGUAAGGCAAACGCGGAGGUGCGGCAUGUAAUUCAAAAUGGUUAUAUGAAUUUCUACGUAUAUUCCACCAAAGUUAUUCCUCGCGGAUCAGAAAUUACCAUCCCAUAUGAUUACAAUUAUAAAGAUUGUACGUACUGUGUGGAGUGUGCCUGCUUGAGAAAUAAUUGUGCUGUUGCCAAGUACUUCAAGAAGAAAUUGAACAUGAAUAUCAAGAAAGAGAGAUCUCCUCAGAAAACACCAAAACUGCCUGUGAAAUCUCCCAUCAAACUACAAAUUAAAUCCCCUGUCAAAAAGACCCCAGAAGAGUUACCUCCUCCUGACAGCAUUACUGAAGUAACCACUCCCAUGAUAGAGAUACCAGCACAGGUGUCAUCUAGAGAAGCAUCAACUGAGCAGGUGGACAAUGAUUCCUUACCUGAAGAUAUAUCAGAAACCACACCACAGACCGAAGAGGAAGAUGCUGGUCAGAACGCCGGCCUGUCAUCAGAGUCUUCUGUCUCACAGCAUAAGAUGACACGAGAGGAAAGGAAAAUGGAAGCCAUCAUGAAGGCCUUUGAAAAAAUGGAGAAACGAGAAGAAAGACGAAAUCAGGCACUUAACCGCAUCGAUAGAAAAAGUGUAGACGUUAAAAAGGAGGACAAGAUUGAGAAGGUGGAAAAGGCUCCUGUAAAAAAGGAGGAAAAGAAAGAAAAACCCAUUCAGAAGGAAACACGAUCCAAGAAAAAGGAGGAGGAAGCUGUUUCCAUGGUAGAAGAACCACCACUGGAAUUACCAGUUGCCAUGGAAACGGAACCUGUCCAGGAAGAAAGCACUGCAGAGGUAGCCCCUCCUGUAGUAGAACAACCAGUUGUUAAGGAGACCAAACCAAAGCCAAAAUCGAGAAAGGCAAAACGAGUGUCCUCUAGAAGGAGGAAUCGAGCAGGCAGUGGUAAUGCUGUAUCGGAACCCUCUUUGUCAGUGGAUGCGUCAGACGAAGGAAGCAAUGUUGUCCAGCCAAUUAUCCCUGUCAUGCCCACUAGCUGUCCUAACACUCCUCUUGUCACCAAUGAGUCGGUCAACAUGGCACCAUCAUUCAGGUUCCUCAAAACCAAGAAGCAUUUAAUGAAUGAAUGGUUACACGAGAAGAACCAGGAUGGAGGGACGGUACCCUCACCGUCUCCAGCAAAGACGGAACCUCUGGAGGUGAAUGUGGAGGAUGACACCAUGUUUGUGACCUGUCUGCCAAGCCCACGGAAUGCAAUGGAACAUCUCCGCCGGAACAGCCACAGCUCUGGAACCUUCCGUCCUGUUGUCAAUGUAGAAAGUAGCAUAGGCUCGGCCAAAAAGAGGUGGUUACGACAGGCUAUGCAUGAGAAACCCAAGCCAGAGAGUGGUUCUAACUCCCCCAACACCACAAGUGGAGGCAAUUCUAGUCCAGGCAUGCCUAGUCCUGGGGCCUCUCCACCCGGAGACUUUGUGACUCCUUUGAAGAAAAGGAGAUUGGCUCGGGAGUCUGUUGAUACACCUCUGACUUCCAGCCCGUCCACCUCAUCUCCUUCGGUGAACCCCUUGGUCAGUCAGUCGGGAGACUCUGAAGCCCAGCCCUCAGAUAUUCAAGAGGAAGUCAAAGCUUUCUCCCCCAUUAAUCCCCCAAAAGUGGAUAUUCCUAAGAAGCGGCCGUUUCUCAGUCCAAGAGACUUGCGGAAGGCAAGCAUUCGGGAUUCGAUGGAGAGUGAGGUAUCGGAUUCCUCGGCCACUGUCUCCUCCAGACUGUCAAUCGAUCAGUCCUCAGAUUCAGAACAGGAACACACAUUGUGUCCUCAGAAAGUUACGGGUAGUGCUAUCACAAUUCACAGUGAAAUGGUCAGUAUGGAAGACCGGACUUCUAGUAGUGAUCAGAGUGACACCAGCCACACAUGUGAAGUGACAAACAGCUUGGAGGAGGAUCAAACUGUAAACUGUGGCGUACAGAGUGAAGUAGAUAAACUUGACUCUACAAGUGAUUCAGUUCAGAGACCAGUAGGAUUAAAUGUUGUAGAGGAGGAUGCGAGCGUUUCAAGUGGACAACAGCAGGUGAGACAGUCUGAGGCAGUAUUAGAGGAAGUCGAGAUGGAGGAUCAAAGUGUUUCUGUGAAUAUGGAGACGGAUCCAGUGGAAGUUGACAGUACGGAGGAUCAAAGGAAAAACCAAGAACCAAGGAAAAGUGUUUGUGACAGUACGUCCCGUUCCGAUUCCUGUGGUAGUGGUAGGUCCUCGAGGGCGGACUCUUGUAACAACAACGUUACGGAGGAUUCAUGUAGUACUUCUAAUGUGGAAGAUGUGUGUCGUCCAUCUUCCAUGACAUCGCAAUCUAAAGCUUACGUUAGUUUAGUAGAACUGCAUUGUGUGGAUAGCAGCACAGACACUUUGUCGUCACAGACACAGGAGGCAAGUAUGGAAGUAGACGAGCUUCCCGCGGAGAGUGAUUCUCCACAGGAAGUGUCGACAGUAGGGGAGAGGAUCGCUGGUGUGGACAGCAGCGUGGAUAGCAGUAGUGAUCAGUCAGGCAGCAGGACUUCGUGUGGAGGAGUGAGCAGCAGUAGUGAAUCGCGGCGGGAAGAUUCUGUCGUAGAAUCCACGCAUUUGUCAGAGGGAGGUAGUGUCUCCUCCUCCGCUGUAGUCACUUCGGAGAAUUCUGUCACGGAGAAUGAUAUGGUAGAUAGCUCUGUGUCAGAUAGAUUUGAAAUCACAGUGGAAGCGGAACUUGUGAAUGUGUCGGAUAUUGGUCAAGCUUUGGUGGAUAAUACAGUGUCGUCCAAUCAAAGUGGCAGUUUUCCUGUGGUCAGGCAAUCUGAGGAACUGUCCUCGACAUCCUCACAUGAGGAGAUGGGGUCGGAAGUUCAUAAUGAUGACGAUAGUUCACGCUCAGACUCCAUCACAAUAACUACUCCUUCAGAGCCAUCUGCCUCUCCAGCAGACUGGGAACCAACACAGGGCACCAACACAAUGGAGCUUGAGGCAGAACCAGCCCCUAAUCCCACAAAAAAGAAGGUUAGUCUGUUGGAGUACAGGAAAAGAUUAAAAGAGAAAGGACCCUCUAGUUCCUCCACAUCAACCUCGUCGUCGUCAUUGUCUGUACCAAGGCCAUCAUCUACAUCCUCGCUUAGUCCAUCCCUCAGUGCGCAUAGCCGACUUCCAUCCCUUCCAUCCCUCCCAUUGUUUGACACGUCCCCAUCCAAGGAUUCAUCAUCUCACAAUCACCGGCAGUUCAAAAGUUCGUCUGAUCUCAUAAAACGCAAGUUGACAGAGGCCCCAAAAAGGGAGAAACCACUGAGUUUAACGGAGAGACUCAAAAAAGAGUUUGGGUUUGAAGAUUCAGAAGAUGAUGGUGGCAAAGAAGAGAGAAGUUUGAACCGAAUGAAGAAGUCGUCACAUGAUAUGCCCCCUCCUCCUCCGCCGCCGCCCUCUGGGGGUACUGGCCCCCAGCCAUAUGAGACGGCCCCAGACCCUCCUCCUCCUCCACAACAGCCUUCUCAGCAGUUAACCGGAAACUUUAAGGCCCCACUGGCAGGGGGAUACACAGGCCUGGGUGGAGUACAACCCUCACAGAUCCCCCACUCUAUACACGGAGAUCACCCUCAUAGGAUGCCUUCCCCAGGGAUGGUACUACCGACUCCCCAGGGACCACCACACAAUGGGAGCAUGAUGAUGCCACCUCAAGGGCAGAUGCCACUAAUGAACCAUGGAGGGCCCCCACCUCAGCCUAUACCUCCACCAGGACCGGUACCACCCCCUUCCAAUGGACCUAUGGGCAACCACAUGGGGCCGGCUUCGAAUGUGGGCCAGAAGAUUCCCUCCCUAAUGUCCAUACCCUCAUACCACACAAAGGGCCGGAGUACUCACCCACAGGGAGGGAGCAAUGCAGCUAAUCUGUCACAGCCUGUUAACGGACACCAUGAUCAGGGGCACGGACACCAUGAUCAGGGGCAGAAUUCCUUUGUACCAAAGCCGGGUCUGCCCUCCCAUAUACAGCAACCGUUUACUAAUGUGGCCCAACCAUCAAACUUUACGCAUGCCCCUCCUCAGCCAGUGCAGGCCCCCUACACUUCAAAUCAGCCCUACCUUCCUCCCCCUCAAUCGCUGCCCCAGCAAACCUACCCCACACAACAGCAGCAACAGGGACAGCAUUUCAUUCCCCCAUCUAACCAUCCAAACCAUUAUCAGACUCCGCCUCCUCAAGCCCAGACAGGGAGCAAUCAGUUCAUACAGACUCCGCCUCCUCAAGCCCAGACAGGGAGCAAUCAGUUCAUACAGACUCCGCCUCCUCAAGCCCAGACAGGGAGCAAUCAGUUCAUACAGACUCCGCCUCCACAAGCACAGACAGGGAGCAAUCAGUUCAUACAGACUCCGCCUCCUCCAGCACAGACAGGGAGCAAUCAAUUUAUACAGACUCCAGGCUCCUCUCAAGCUGUGUUCCACUCGGGACAACACCAGCCCUCAGCGCCCUACAACCAAGGCAGUGGUGGAUCGUACAACAGCUAUCAAACAUCGUCAUAUCAACAACAGUCAACUAAUGGGCAUCAAAUGAGGGACUUUAACCAUGGUUACAAAAACUCGCAUGAUUCUGAACAGCAAUCUCAUUACAAUCAUUCGCCUAAAAAUUACGGUUCUUCCUCACAUCGACAAAAAUCGAAAAAGUCGAAACAUCGGAAGUCUGGGAAUUCACGGUCAUAUUCCGACUACCACUGACUCGCUAUUUAUUGUUAUUUAUUGAUUUAUUCUACUUACCCGAUUGUUUAUUUGUGUCUUAAGGUUAAUUUUUUGUGUUAUUCAUGUUAGAUUCUCUUUUAAUUGCAUAAUGAUGUACUAGUAAUUCAAGGAGAAUUGAACACGAAGUUGGUGUUUAAUGUCAAAACAUGGAAAGACAAGGUGUUGAUUUUAAUUGAAUACUGAGGGAAAUCUUUAGAACUGGUAAUGGUGCCUUAAAAAUUUUUUUUUUCCUCAAGAAAUCUGAAGUUGAAAACUCACUUUUGAGCAUCCCUUCAUACCGAGAAUUAAAUGACAACAGAGGACAAAGCAUUAAACACACACCCACACACGUCUGUGAUACUGCCACUUCAUACACACUCACACAUCUUCAUGUGUAAAUACUGCCAUGUAACUUACGAUGUAAAUAAAGAGAAACCUGCUUGUAAAGGCUCAAUACUAUGUAUAGAGGUAUACAAACUAUAGUGCUAUGUGUUGCCACUCCACACCAACCACACCACAUCAGCUGUUGUGUUUUAUAGGCAUGUUUAAAAUACUGUAGCUAGACUGUACAUAUAAUGUAGGUAGAGCCAUUUUGUUUAGAAUAGGAAAUCUGCACAAAAGUCAUUGCGACCAGUAUUUUAAUGGUGCGGAAUUUUUGUGCAGUUUUCAGAAUACUUUCCCUUUGUCUGAUCAAUACCGAGCACGGAUGAACAAACGUGAAACAAUGGGCGCGUAUGUGGUCCGGUUUUCUGUGGAGUGGUGGAGCGAGGCGUCUUGUACAAAGCAGUUUGGUUUAUUUUUGGAUUCUUUGUAAAUAUUUGUACAUAGUAGAUCCCAGUAUGGAUUUCGUUGUUGUGACUGCAGCUUUUGUGUUGUAUGCAUUGUGUAGGAAGUGAGAAAGAUUUAUCAGUUCCCAGAAGUUUUCCAUGUUCUGCUAAAGAAUCACUGUCAGUCAAGAUGUAAAAAGAAACAAAUUAUGACUUUUGUGUUUUACUCAAGCAAAAAAAUUGUUUUUUCUUUGAAUUGACUCAUUUUGCGUUGCAUUUAUUUUUUAAAGAUUUUUUCUCGCAUUUUUGCAAGAUACUUUUCUGAUUUUUUUGGUUACAACUUGUAAUAUUUUUUUUCCUUGUGAGAAUCUUAGUCUUAUUGAUGUGCUUGGAGAAAAACUAAAAAUAUUUUAGAAGGGUAUGUAUGUAAUUAGUUAAGUGCUGCAUUUCUUGGGAACAGCUCAAAUUUAUGUCAGAGGCAUUGUACUAAAUCUAUGAAAAAUACAAAGAAAAUACUGAGUUA